ACUGGCCGCAAAACAUAAGCACUACCUAGAUAAAGCAAUAACUUCAAGAUGGAAAUUCAAAUCAGCUAGUCAGUCAAUACUCUUCUCUUCAAAAAUGGAAUCCCUUCAAAAUGCCAACCUGCGCAUCCGCCGCCCCUUCACCCACGAUUCCGAUUCGGACUCGGAUUCCCUCCCCGCCGCUCUCGACGAGCAAGAGCAAGAAGCCCUAAUACAAUCUCUCGCGCGCCAAAACGACGCUCGAAACGCGCAAUUCAGACUCUUCCUACUAGUCCUGCCCAUCGUGUCCGCGAUCCCAUAUAUCGUCGCCUUACCACAAUCCUACCGAGUCGGAAGCGCAGGUACAGGCGCUCGCAUCCGUUCCCUUCUUAGCCUAACGAGUCUCGCGGCCACGGCAUGGAUGCUGUGGGCUCUGCCGCCGGGCGUGACGGGCAUACGCGGGAUAGACCAGUGGGUUAGUCGAGGAAGCGAGGGUGCUUCAAAGCGCAGAAAGCAGUUUGGCACGGAUAAUACAUCCGCCUCCUUCUGGGCUGAAGGCCGCCGCGACUCCCCGCUAACGACAUACCUCCCGUAUCUUAACAUAACGCUUUGCGUGGUUCUAGUCCUCGCUGGGCUCGUAUCGAAACCGGGAGCUUCUGCCAGGGAACAACCGCAGCAAUGGGGCCACGUUGGGCUGAGUAAUUUGCCCGCCGUCGUGUACGCCGUCGUCAUAGCAGCUAAGAUAGUUAUGGGCGGCGUGGACCCCGAGAGGGAUCUAAGUGCGUUACGGUAUGAAUACAAGGGAGCUUAAUACGUGUGAAUAUAUCACAGAACCAUUGCAACGUAUGAAAUAUCGAGGUAUCAUUGCAUUAAAUCCCAAGAGCACUAUCAUAAGGCAAAUGAUCUUUUGUUUGGAAGUCUUGCACAAGUCAUCGAAGCUAGUGCUAAGCACACAAGUUUCCAGCAUAAAGCCGAGCUCUGCAGCCCAUCCUUAUAUAUAUAUAUAUAUCUUUUUAUAAAAGAAAAGAAUAAAAAAAUAAAAAAAAUAAAAAAAAACCUCCCAAAGGGGACGAAGGAAUAGCCCCACGACCACCAACAUGUAAUUCCAACCAUAGUUUUUGUCUAUACAUCUAUAGACUCAUUGAAUCUCAAGACCCCAUUACCCUUCAAUAUGCCGUCAACUCCCUUAGGAACGGGCAAGGCAUCGGUAGGCAUAUGCGACUCCGUCGCCUGCUCGGCCGAUUUGUCUACUACCAACGCUAACCCAUGCGAUUUUAUCGCAUCCACGAGCGCAGGGACCAUGUUCUAGUAUUA
Molecule: messenger RNA, 1290 nt
Organism: Daldinia caldariorum
Lineage: Eukaryota; Fungi; Ascomycota; Sordariomycetes; Xylariales; Hypoxylaceae
Exons: 1
Coding region: 95-787 (230 amino acids)
Source: RefSeq, a predicted model, not a curated record